UGUUUAAAUUUGGCAUUGAAGUUAUCAGAUUCAUCGCUAGGUGGCGUAAUAGCCGGCACAUCUGCUUUUCUCAUCUCUGCAUUUCCAUCAACAAUGGCUGAUCGUUUGACACAACUCCAAGACGCUAUAAAUGCGCAAGCUGAUAAUUUCUGCAAUGCCAUCGGUAUUUUGCAACAAACCGCCCCACCGGCUACAUUCCCAGGUUUCGAUCGAGCAGGCAAUCGAACACCUCAACAACAACAAGAAGAUCACGCUUCUCUUUUUGCCACAUUGAUUGCCCGCUGCGCCAAAGAUAUUGACGUCCUAAUCGAUUCACUACCCAGUGAAGAUUCUACCUCCGAACUGCAGAUUGCAAGUCUCAGAAGGCUGGAGAAUGAAAAUGAAAGUGCCGCUGCACGAUUGAGGGAGGUUGUCAGCGAAGGAGAGCUGAUGCUCGAGAAAAUUCAGAAUGCACUUCACGACAUUGCACAGACCCAACUGGCCAUGCAGAGCACAGGUCCAAAUUCCUAAAUCCAACCAUUAUUUGCUCUAGUUCCCUAUUUUUGAUAUUUAAAAGAAGAAAAUGAAACAAACAAUUUGCUCUGCAA
This is a messenger RNA of Daphnia pulex (common water flea), 587 nucleotides long. RefSeq names its product mediator of RNA polymerase II transcription subunit 21-like (gene MED21). Gene Ontology annotation, biological process: regulation of transcription by RNA polymerase II. Gene Ontology annotation, molecular function: transcription coregulator activity. Bases 94 to 510 code for a protein of 138 amino acids. The record is from RefSeq and is a predicted model, not a curated record. The transcript is spliced from 3 exons. NCBI's taxonomy places the organism in Eukaryota, Metazoa, Arthropoda, Branchiopoda, Diplostraca, Daphniidae. Gene Ontology annotation, cellular component: mediator complex.